Molecule: messenger RNA, 1061 nt
Organism: Elaeis guineensis (African oil palm)
Lineage: Eukaryota; Viridiplantae; Streptophyta; Magnoliopsida; Arecales; Arecaceae
Source: RefSeq, a predicted model, not a curated record
UCGUCCGUAAAGAAAUCCAUUCCUCGUCUUCUUGUACUCCCAGGCUCUACUCUCUCUCAUGCUCUCUUUCUCUGGGCUCAAAGAGAUGAAAGAGUUGAGAUCUCCGCUCUCCGCCUCGCUGGAUCGCGGCGACGGAUCUCAGGCCGGUGACCGGCGGCUCCCCCGGCUGAACCGAUCCAUCCGCUUCGCCGCCGACUGCCCACGCUCCCCCUCCCGCCCCUCCUCCUCCGCCGUGCCCUUCUCCUGGGAGCAGCGCCCGGGGAUCCCCAAAUUCCAUGGUAACCCUAAGUCUCGUCCAACCGAUCCCCUCCUCCCCCUCCCGCCCCCCCUCCGAUCCUCCUCCUCCGAGAGCUUCCGGAAGAAGCGAUCCCACGCCCGGCCCGCCGCCGACCCAUUCGCGGCGGCCCUCGCGGAGUGCGCCAAGGAGCCCCCGCUGCCGUCCGAUGGAGCGGCCGAGAUGGGGAUGAGCAGGAAGGGCGCGGACCGGCGGCGGGGAGCUGCGGCGGCGGCGGUCUGGUCGAUCUCCGACCGGUUCGGCAUCCUCGGCUUGGUCGGGUCGUGCAAGAGUGGGAGGGGUUCCGUUGCAGACUCCACGGUUUGCGUCCCCCGGUCCAGCCUCCGGAACGGCAACGCCUACAGGCUCUUGAACCGUCGGGCGGCCUGACCGAGCUACCCGGUCCAAAGAAAGGUCGCUGGUUGCAUACUUAAUACUAUAUAAUAAAUCCAGUUAAUGGAUAUAUUUGUCUACGUUUGUGACAGUAAUGAUGGUUAUUUGCUUUAGUUUCUUCCCUCCGUACGAUUAGAAAAAUUAAGUUGGACACGAGCCCUGAGUUGGCCCUCCACAAUCGGCAAUGCGGAAUUAUGAAGUGGGAUUGGAAUCAUUAGGUGGCUAUUAUUACUAGGUUGGCUUUAUUUUCUCCAUUUUGUUUGGUAAAGUUAUCACCUCCUCCAUCUACUCCUGAGUCGGUGGUAUCUACCACCCAUGGGCCAGUGAUUACUGCUGUAGAUGAUAACACAUAAGAGGGAGAGAGUAAUAUCAAUUUAAUGCACUUUUUGAUGAA